AUGACCGGCCGUCCAUGGACGACCACCGUCUCCAGGGCGUUCACCUCGGGAGCUGCGGACGACGACGACGAGGCCGAGCAAGACGAAGCCAUGGUGGGACUUGUGGGUGCACUGGCAGCUGCGUCCCGUAAGACGCGGCGUCUUCCGUCGGGUGACGACUACGAGUACUACGCCACCUUCCCCGAGUUCAUCUCGCGGACACGGGCAUCGGGGCGACGGAUUCUGGACUCUCUGCAUGCGCUGUGGGUGGCUACCGAGCCACAGGUACCUGCGGAUGUUCGGGGCAUGGACAGUGCUGACGUGCCGGAUGCUUACAAGUUGCUCUCGGAGACUCUCGACUCGCUGCUGGAGAAGGCCGACAUGGCCCUCGACCGCGACCGUGGCUUCCUCCGCUCCGGUUCCAACGCCAAGGAUGAUGCAAAGUCGGAUGCCGCGUCCUCGCGCCGCGACCCGUCGGCUCGCCGUCCUCAGGACUCGUUUGCUGAUCAUGUGGACAACUCACGCGAGACUCCGUUCGCCUGCAAGCUCAAGCACAAGUACCAUGCUCUCGAAGCGCCUGCGGGCGUGUCGUCGACCAUGAAGGCCCACAUGUCCGGGCUCGGCCUGCCAGCAGAGAACGAGGCCCACGGCUCGGAUGGAAGCCAUCCAUACGCUGCCGAGCUGGCGACACUCUCGUACACCGAGGAAAUGCUCGGUCCCGUCCAGCCGACGCUCUACGCGCCGCUGGAGGAGACGCCGCUGGUGUGGGUCGACACCGUUGCCGGCCUCACCGACCUCAUCUCCGCCCUCGAGGACGUUCCUGUUGUUGCCAUCGAUCUGGAGGCGCACUCGUACCGCUCGUUCCAGGGCUUUGUCUGUCUCAUGCAGGUCUCGACCCGCUCGACCGACUACCUGGUCGACACCCUGGCGCUCCGGAGCGAGAUGCACCUGUUCAACAAGAUCACCGCCGACCCGCGCGUUGUCAAGGUCCUCCACGGUGCAAACUCGGACAUUGUCUGGCUCCAGCGCGACUUUGGCGUCUACGUCGUCAAUAUGUUUGACACCGGGCAGGCCGCCCGGGUCCUCGCCUACCCCUCGUUUGGCCUUGCCCACCUGCUCAAGUUCUACUGCUCGGUCAACACAAACAAGUCGUACCAGCUGGCCGACUGGCGCAUCCGCCCGCUGCCGGAGGACAUGGCCAAGUACGCCCGGAUGGACACCCACUACCUGCUGUACAUCUACGACCGACUCAAGAACGAGCUGGUCGCCCGUGGCUCGGUCAGCAACAACCUGGUUGCUGCCGUCCUCGCCCGCUCGCGCGAGAUCUGCGGCUUUGUCUACGAGAAGCCGGCCUUUACACCCGACGCCUGGCGGCGGGUCUACGAGCGGUCGUCAACCCGGCUCUCGUCGGAGCAGCGCGCCGUGUUUGCGGCGCUCUACGACUGGCGUGAUGCCCAGGCGCGCAAGCUCGACGAGUCGACCGGCUACGUCAUGCCCAACGCGCUUCUGGCGCGGCUGGCCCAUGCCAUGCCCACCCGCGUCGGCGACCUGCUUGCGGCCUGCAACCCCAUUCCGCCGCUUGUCCGCCAGCACGCCAUGGACAUUGUCCAGGUUGUUGUCGCGGCUGCGUCGGCGCAUACCAAGGCCGGCGGUAUGCCGUCGCCGUCGCGGGGCAAGGCGGUGCGCUCCAAGUCGGCCGGGUGGGCCAACGCCGUGACUGGCGGUGCUGCAACGAGCUCCAGCGCGGCCGGCAGCGGCAUGAGUGGCGGCCCGCGCCGUGGCGCGCGGACGCCGCGGUCGGCACGGGCUUCGCCGUCGCCGUCGGGUGACACCUCGGCCACGUUUUCCGAGGAGCAGUUCCGCGCCGCCGGCUGGCUGGAGAAGCCGGUGCUCGUGGCCAUGGCACACGCCGAGUCGGGCGGGAGCGCCGGCGACGUCGUCCCGCGCACCGCGCUCGAGCAUGCCCUGGUUGGCGGCGACGGCUCCGCCGGGCCCAAGCCCGGCAGCUGGACCGGCGCGUCGGCAAACGAGGUGAGCGCCGGGCUGGCGGCAACGACGCACGGCGCGUGGACCAAGCCGCUGUCGACGGCUGGCGCCGAGCGUGCCCGGGCCGAAGCAGUGUACAAGGACAUUGCCGACGGCAUUUCGUUCCCCAAGAUACAGCCGCUGCUUCAGCCCGUGGUCUCGGACGCCGCCGCGGCCGAGGUCAUCAAGGCCAUUCCGCAGCCGCAGACCAUGUCCGACAUCUACGUCCUCUCCAACCUCAACCGCAAGCAGCAGCAGGAGCGCAAGCGGACCGGCGACGACGGCGGCGAGGGCGACCGUGCCCCCAAGCGUGCUCACCUGCUUGUCGAGCCGGGUGUGCCGCAAGACCCGGUCAAGCUCAUGGAGCAGAUGGGCUGGCCGGCGAACCAGGCCAUGGCCUCGCUCGACGCCGAGGACCUCUCGGCUGCCGCCAACGCCGCCUCUUUCAAGGCGCACGACUACUCGGGCGACAAGGGUGGUUCCAAGGGCUCGCGCUCCGCAAAGGGCGCCGGCAAGUCGGGCUCGCGCCGCGAUGGCGGCGCCUUUGAUCCCUAUGGCCAGGGCGCUAACUCGCCGCGCGGACGCCGCGACAACUCGGGCGCCCGCGGGCGUGGCAACAACAACAAUGGCAACGGCAAGAAGCGGCGCGUCCGCAGGCGCGACCAGAAUCGUUCGGCCACGCUGCCGCGUCACAAGUAAAACCAGAAAAAGCCGG
Messenger RNA from Thecamonas trahens ATCC 50062, 2719 nucleotides. RefSeq names its product exosome component 10. Gene Ontology annotation, cellular component: nucleolus; nuclear exosome (RNase complex). Bases 1 to 2703 code for a protein of 900 amino acids. The transcript is spliced from 2 exons. Gene Ontology annotation, molecular function: 3'-5'-RNA exonuclease activity; nucleic acid binding; nucleotide binding. The record is from RefSeq and is a predicted model, not a curated record. Gene Ontology annotation, biological process: histone mRNA catabolic process; nuclear polyadenylation-dependent rRNA catabolic process; nuclear polyadenylation-dependent snoRNA catabolic process. NCBI's taxonomy places the organism in Eukaryota, Apusomonadida, Apusomonadidae.